AUGUGCAAAGUCGUCAACCUGGAUUUUGAAGCCAGAGUCCCCGUUCCCUUCAGCAUCUUUCCGUCUUCCUACAAGGAGGACAACAAGCCCACUGAGGUGAACACCACCCAGACCCACGAGGAGUUCAGUGUUCAACUCCCCCAGCACCACGAACGGCCCGGACGGGAAGGUCAAUACUCUUCUUCAUACGUUGUCAACGAGUCCGCCAACAACAACUACCCUUACCGGGAAGAAGAGGUCCGUGUCACUCGUGAAGAGGAACGUUACCGCCGUCCUGGUGUCCGCCGAGAGUACAUUCGUGAAAACCGUCCCCGCACGACCUUCUCAGAGACUACUGUAGAGUACGAUUCUCGUCGCCCCAACUACGACACCGCCAUUGACAUCGCUGAGCGCGAAUACCGCACCCGCUACCAGCCCACGUACCACCGCGAAGAGGCUCGCACCACCUUUUCCGACACCACUGUCGAUUCCGGCCGCUUCCCCCAGCAGCAGGAACAGUCUUCGUUUGUCGAGGACUCUACCACCGUCGACGCACCGAUCGCUCGUCCUACCCAGGGCAGCACUUUCUCGCGCAAGUCGACCAAGGUCGUCGAGGACAUUCUUGAGCCGCAGGCUAUCACCCGCAAAUCCAACAAGAUGGGCUACUACGACGAGGAGGGCAACUACCACUCGUUCCGCCACGGCGUGCACAAGCUUGCUGACCGUCUGAUUCACCCUGAAGGCCGCGAUGUUGAGGUCUCGGAGUUCCGUGAGACGAUCCGCUCCAGCGGCGGUUCGUCCCGCGGUCGCCGCAGCGUUGAUGAGGACGUGCCCCGCAACACGGUGUCCAUCCCGUGCCACCACAUCCGCAUCGGCGAUAUCCUGAUCCUGCAGGGCCGCCCCUGCCAGGUCAUCCGCAUUUCGACCUCGGCUGCCACUGGCCAGCACCGCUACCUGGGUGUCGACCUCUUCACCAAGAAGCUGCACGAGGAGUCGUCGUUCGUCUCGAACCCCUCGCCGAGCGUCGUCGUUCAGUCUAUGCUGGGCCCUGUCUUCAAGCAGUACCGCGUGCUUGACCUGCAGGAGGGCAACGUCGUCGCCAUGACCGAGACUGGCGACGUCAAGCAGGGCCUGCCUGUCAUUGACCAGUCCAACCUGUGGGCCCGCCUUCUGCGCGCCUUCGAGUCUGGCCGUGGUUCCGUCCGCGUCCUGGUUGUCAACGACCACGGCCGCGAGCUGGCUGUCGACAUGAAGGUCGUCCACGGUGCCAGCCUGUAA
Sporothrix brasiliensis 5110 is the source of this 1257-nucleotide messenger RNA. RefSeq names its product woronin body major protein. Gene Ontology annotation, molecular function: ribosome binding; RNA binding; translation elongation factor activity. NCBI's taxonomy places the organism in Eukaryota, Fungi, Ascomycota, Sordariomycetes, Ophiostomatales, Ophiostomataceae. The record is from RefSeq and is a predicted model, not a curated record. Gene Ontology annotation, biological process: positive regulation of translational elongation. Bases 1 to 1257 code for a protein of 418 amino acids. The transcript is spliced from 4 exons.